UUCUAUCUCCACACCUAGUCCGCCGGAGCGGUCGCAGCUUGCCCGGAGAAUGAAGAUGCGCGAAGGUUUCAUGGUUGUGUUAGUGGGGCUAGCCAUCCUUCUUUAUCCGUGGAUAUGUAGAGCCAACAAUGGUUCGAGGGGGGGUGAUGCGUCGGAAGCGACUCGCGUGGUGGUGGACCAGUCGGGGAACGGAGAUUUUUGGAGGAUACAGGAUGCGAUCAAUGCCGUUCCUUCAGGCAAUGCUCGGCAGGUCAUCAUAUCGAUCAAGCCCGGGACAUACAGAGAGAAGAUAGUUGUGCCAGAGAACAAGCCCUUCAUCACCUUAAGCGGCACGAAAUCUUCGAACACCAUAAUCACAUGGAGCGACAGCGGAGGGAUAUUCGACUCCCCCACGGUUUCGAUCUUGGCUUCUGAUUUCAUCGGAAGAGAUCUUACGAUUCAGAACACGUUCGGGGUGGGUGAGAGAGCAGUUGCGCUGAGGGUGGCCGGAGACCAGGUUGCGUUCUACAGGUGCCAAUUCCUGUCUUACCAGGACACUCUCCUGGACGACGCCGGGCGACACUACUACUGGAACUGCUACAUCGAGGGCGGGACCGACUUCAUCUGCGGGGAUGCAGCUUCGCUGUUCGAAAAAUGCCACGUGCACUCGAUUUCACAAGAGAACGGGGCGAUCACGGCACAGCACCGGCAAUCGGGGACGGACGACACGGGCUACGUGUUUCUGGGAUGCAAGAUCACAGGAGUGAAUGGUUCGUUUCUGGGAAGGCCAUGGGGCGAGUACUCACGGGUUGUGUUUGCCCACUCCUACUUGUCUAGUGCCAUAUUGCCCCAAGGCUGGGAGGAUUGGGAUGACCAGAAAAAGCACAGUAAUGUGUACUACGGAGAAUACAAGUGUUUUGGUCCUGGAGCUAACAGGUCGGAGAGAGUUGACUGGUCAAGGAGCUUAUCGGACAGCGAAGCGGCUCCUUUCUUGGCAAAGGCUUCGAUUGGAGGACAAGGGUGGCUGAGAAGAAAACGUACUCCUUAAUUGAAUCUCAUCCAUUAGAAUGACAAAAAAAAGGGGAACUAAAUUCUCUGUAUUGGUCAAAUUAGAAAUUUACAGGUACUACACUUCAAUUUGUAGAUGCCCUCUAAUUCAUACACUCAUACUGCAUAGGUGGCAGAUGAGGAGCUUCCAAUUCGUAAAGAUGUAGCGUCAUACACGGAAAUAGAUAUGGUGUU
Messenger RNA from Rhodamnia argentea, 1221 nucleotides. Its product is annotated as putative pectinesterase 11. Gene Ontology annotation, molecular function: pectinesterase activity. The transcript is spliced from 5 exons. Gene Ontology annotation, biological process: cell wall modification. Lineage: Eukaryota; Viridiplantae; Streptophyta; Magnoliopsida; Myrtales; Myrtaceae. Bases 50 to 1027 code for a protein of 325 amino acids. The record is from RefSeq and is a predicted model, not a curated record.